Macrobrachium nipponense is the source of this 6964-nucleotide messenger RNA. RefSeq names its product aminopeptidase N-like. Gene Ontology annotation, molecular function: peptide binding; zinc ion binding; metalloaminopeptidase activity. Gene Ontology annotation, cellular component: cytoplasm. The record is from RefSeq and is a predicted model, not a curated record. NCBI's taxonomy places the organism in Eukaryota, Metazoa, Arthropoda, Malacostraca, Decapoda, Palaemonidae. Bases 228 to 3329 code for a protein of 1033 amino acids. The transcript has 18 exons. Gene Ontology annotation, biological process: proteolysis; peptide catabolic process.
AGUCUUGCAGAGUAGUGUAGUGGUAGUGCUAGUGAGUGACGGAAAGGUUGAGUCCUCUGUCUCCCUUUCUCUCCCUCUCUCCCUCUCUCUCUCUCACUCUGUUUGGACUUGUAUUCCCUCGCCCUUCUCAGCUCCCGUUCAAAGGGGCAGGGAAAAGUGCUGUUUUUCAAGUGAUAAUUCGACCGGUUGCGGAGCAGCUCUGAUAAUUCGAGAACGGUGAGGCUCCUAUGACCGCAUCCAAGAGGAGCAGGGAGGUGCUAGCCAUGGAAACGAACCACCCGGACCACGUGAUAUCCUUCGGGAAGAAGACCGGCUGCUACAUCAGCCGAGGCGUCGCUGCUCUUCUCGGGGUCUUCUUCGUCAGCGGCAUUGUAGCCACGGGCCUACUCGUUUAUUACUACGCCCCUCUCAUCAGAAACGGCCAGCAAGAGCCCUUCAUACUGGACACACCACUGACAACUGCGCCGCCUAUGCUGACAAUAGCAAAAAAACCCAUCGCUCCCAUGACACACUCAUCGACCACUUCAUCCCCUAUACCGACUACCACAACAACCGCUACAACAACCACUACCACCAAAACUACUACUACCACCAAUGCUUCAACCUCCACUGAAGCGACGGCGGAAAAGGAAAAACUGGAUGUAAGGUUACCUCGGGCACUGAAGCCUUUACAUUACUUGGUGAAACUUCAGCCUUACAUCAACGGAAACUUCAGCAUCACUGGCUACGUAGAGGUGGAGAUGGAGGUCUUGGAACCUACUUCUAACAUCACGCUGCACAUUUCAGAUAUCAUAACGCACAACGACACCAUCAAAUUGAGACAAUCUGGGAACCUGGAGAGCCCUCUCCUUAGCAUCAAUAAGCACGAAUAUGAUCGCGAGAGGGAGUUCUAUAUCGCGCACCUGGACGAACCUCUGGAGCAGGGCCAAAAAUACAUCCUUUCCAUGCACUUCUUAGGAUACCUCAACGACCAGCUGGAAGGGUUCUACCGCUCCACCUACAAAGAUGACGAUGGCACAGACAGAUUACUAGCGGCGACCCAGUUCCAGGCGACGGACGCCCGCAAGGCUUUCCCAUGCUUUGACGAGCCUGGACUGAAAGCGACCUUCGAAGUUUACUUGGCCAGAGAGAAGAACAUGACCUCAAUUUCCAACAUGCCCAUCAUAGAGACCAUUCCAGUUGAAGGUCAGGAGAACUGGGUAUGGGAUCAUUAUGACACAAGUGUCCCUAUGUCAACAUACCUCGUGGCCUUCGUCGUGUCCGAUUUCGUUAACUUGGCUUCGACGACUUCAAACAACAACACGCUGUUCCGAGUAUGGGCCAGAGAACCUGCCAUAGAGCAGGCCGAGUAUUCGAGGCAGGUUGGGCCUGCCAUCCUCACCUACUUCGAGGAGUACUUCAGCGUACCUUACCCACUGCCAAAACAGGACAUGAUUGCCAUACCGGACUUCUCAGCUGGGGCUAUGGAAAACUGGGGCCUUAUCACUUACAGGGAGACUGCCAUGCUUUAUGACCCCAAAGUCUCUGCAGCAUCCAACAAGCAGUAUGUGGUCUCCGUCAUUGCUCACGAACUGGCCCAUCAGUGGUUUGGUAACAUCGUCACCCCGAAGUGGUGGACCGACCUCUGGCUCAAUGAGGGAUUCGCCUCUUACGUGGAAUACAUUGGCAUCGAUCACGUUGAACCUUCGUGGAAGGUCAUGGAGCAGCUGGUCAUCAAGGAAGUUCAAGCCGUGUUUGGCCUCGACAGCAUGGAAUCAUCUCAUCCUAUCAGUAUCCCAGUUCAGCAUCCAGAUGAGAUUAGUCAGAUAUUUGACAGAAUUUCGUACGCUAAAGGUGCUGCUAUCAUCCGGAUGAUGAACCACUUCCUAACAGAGGGCAGCUUUAGAAGAGGACUGGCCAAUUAUCUAGAUUCAUUUAAAUACGACAAUGCCGAGCAAGAUGACCUCUGGCACUAUUUGACCAUGUCUGCGCACGAAGACGGGACUCUGCCCAAAGACCUGGCGGUGAAAACGAUCAUGGACACCUGGACGCUGCAGAUGGGGUAUCCGGUCAUCAAGGUGGAGAGGAGUGAAGAUGGGAUGUCUGCAUCAGUGACUCAGGAAAGAUUCUUGAUUGUCAAAAACGAGAACUCAACCGACGACCACGACUACAAGUGGUGGGUCCCUCUGAACUACGCCACGGCCGAGAACCCCCAGUUCAAUCAAACUCAGGCCAAGAUCUGGAUGAAGGACUCCGAGUCGGAGAUAAGCAUUUCGUCGCUUCCCCCCAGCAACCAAUGGGUCAUCUUCAACAUCCAGGAGACCGGAUAUUACAGGGUCAACUACGACGACAACAACUGGAAUCUGCUCAUCCAGCAGCUCCAGACAGACCACACGGUUAUCCAUUCUAUCAACCGCGCCCAGAUCAUCGAUGACGCUAUGAAUCUCGCAAAGGCUGGUCAACUCAGUUACGACACAGCACUUGCCCUCUACGGCUACCUGGGAAAAGAGCAAGACUACGUGCCAUGGUCAGCGGCUAUCAAUAACCUGGGCUUCCUUAAAAGCAUGUUCUCACGGGCAGGAGGAUAUGGCGCUCUCAAGAGGUACCUGCUGGACAUCCUCGUUCCUCUUUACGAAAGCGUCGGCUUCCAGGACAGCCCCAACGACCCCCUGUUGGUGCAGUACAAACGCCAGAAAGCUUUAGCUUGGGCUUGCGCCUUGGGACACAAGGACUGCCUUGACAACGUUGUCGCUCUGUACCGCGAGUGGAUGCAGAAUCCUGCCAACACAAGUAUCAUAUCACCGAAUCUGAAGUCCACCGUGUACUGCCGUGCCAUCGCUGAGGGGGGCGAAGAGGAAUGGAAUUUCGCUUGGGCCCAAUACCUUAAGUCCAACGUAGGAGCCGAGAAGGCCAGACUUCUCUCGGCCAUGGGAUGCACCAAUGAAAUCUGGAUUUUAUCACGAUACCUCGAGAUGGCCUUUGCAAGCGACAGCGGCAUCAGGAAGCAGGACGCCUCCCGGGUGUUCGGGGCCGUUGCUGGGAACAUCGUGGGUCGGCCUCUGGCCUGGAACUUCCUUCAGGAUCAGUGGGAUAUGAUCUACGAUUUCUACGGGAAAGCUAAGCCGCCUUUGAUCAAGUACGCAACAACAAGCUUCAACACUGCCCAGCUGCUCAAGGAGGUCGAACUGUUCCAGGAGGAGCACGCCAGCGAGCUGGGCUCUGCCACCAGAACCGUUGGACAGGUGAUCGAACGCACCAAGAUCAACAUCGCUUGGAUGAAUACCAACUACGACGUGAUCGUUCAGUGGCUGGACCAGAAUGGCUAUUCCACUAAACUUACCAAUGCUUAGGAGCUCCGCAGUGAAGGUCUCCCCAAGGAGACGACGGCACCAACGAUGGGAGGAUAAUCCUCUAUGUUUGUGGUUACAGGUAUUCCACAAAUAUUGACUCUUUUCUCUAAAAUUCUACGCAAAGUAGAACGACUACAGCCAAGAUCUCUGAUGCAUUGCUUAUUUCCAUUUCUUUUUCUUUUCCUUCUUUUUUUUAUUUUUUUUCCAUAGAGAACGAAAAAUCUUUUAGUAGUGGUUACCGUCUAUCGGGAACAUUAGGCCUAUACCACAGGUCUUCCGGUCCCUUCGAAGUUUUCUUUCUUUUUAGGCCUAAAAAUUUACUUUGACGGCACUCAAUUUUCUGCAUCGUACUAUAAAUUUGAAGUCAUUUGUAUUUCUAGCGGGUUGAAGGCAGCUUGUUAGACCCAUAGUUCAAGUUGUAUGAAACAGAAAGGCAGUCUUACCAAGGCUUAUUGUAUCACAUGAUGAGGGCAAACGAUGGCAGCGUUUAUUAAGAAGUAUAAAUUCUCCAGUCAUAUUUUUGCUCUUCAUCAUCAUGGAUAUAAACAUAUUUCAUUCGUGGCGUUUUUCACAUUCCCGUUCACCAUAGCGGAGGGAGCUCUGGGCAUCAGCCAUCUAUCUAGGCGACUAGGUAGUUGAUAACGAGCAUUACUCAUCAUUUACGUUUCCAUUACACAAAGCAACGACAUUGCACCCAUGAUGUGUGUCAUAUCUAUGAUGUAAUAUUAUUCACUUCAUCGACAGAAAUGGCGGAACUCCGGUGAAAAUGGGAUUUCCUGUUUCAGACUUCAUAGUAAUCAUCUUACUGUAUCAUGAUGUACAGCAAUGUAUAUUUGUAGCUUUUGUAAUCGAUGUACAGCUGUUUCAUGGACAUCGUGUGGUUAGCGUCGUGUUAAUGCUGCUUCUCUUUUGUUAUAGAGUUUCUCAUUUGUCAUUUGCUAAGUGGCCCCUUGGGCAGUUUCCAUGAAUAUGGCGGUCGCAGAAAAGUCCCCUGGCCAGUGGAAAGAGACUGCAUCCCGAGACCUUCUUCUUGGCAGAAAACAGUCUCAAAACGCUCUCUCUCUCUCUCUCUCUCUCUCUCUCUCUCUCUCUCUCUCUCUCUCUCUCUCUCAAAUAAUUAUUUAUCGCCGAAAAACCCGAUUUGUUGGUAACAAAUGUGGGACGAAGUGACGGUGGAAAACUGACCACAAAUUUUUUACAAGCUCAAAAUCUCAGACAUGACGUUAGUAUCUUUGUUAUUUCAUUCCUUUUCUCCACUCUUAACAGCAUAAAGAAGGAAAGAUGUCGGUAUCUCGGUUGUCUAUGAAUAUUAUUAACAAAUGUCAAGUACUUGAAAACUUGACAAUAAAAGAAAAAAAACCUUGCUACGCGAGAAUCAAUUUAUUUUUAUCUUUUCUCUCUCUCAAACUAAAUGAGAAAAAAAAACCAUAACCACCCGGAGCGACUUUCUUUACCGGCGCAUAUCCCAGCAAACUGUCACAUAGCAGCUACCAGUAUUUGCUGAGCAAUCUUGACACAGAUCAUUGACCUUCGCCAGCAAUUUUGCCGCACUGCAGUAAAAUAAGGACUAUUCGAUUUGCUUCAUAAUUUUAACAAGUGACAGUGUGCAUGCGUUGUUUUAUUAUUUCACAAAAGCUCGACCAGGAUGAAAAUCAAUGCCUUUCGAUUAACGGAAAUGCGAUAAAGCAUGAGACUGGCCUCUAUUGACAUUAUGCACCAGAAGAAAAGAAUAAUUAUCAGGUAUUGUUGCAAAAAAUACUUGUUGUAUUUUUUUAAGCAAACUUUGAAGCCAUAAGAAGGUCGUUUUUCUCAGAUGAAAGUUAACGAUCGGCGUCAGAGUCAGCUUCCUCUCCCUGCACAACUUUCGGCGUCAAGAAAGACGUACCUUCACCGGCAGCGCUUUGAGAACAGACAGCGGGAUCUGCUCGUCUGUAGCUACUUCCUUCCCUUAAGCUACGUUUCAAAAUGUACAGAACUGAUGUUAUAAAUAUAAUUAACAAUCAGUGACAAUUGCUAUCUUGUAUCUAACCGAGAAAGUACACCAAACACUUAUGUACCAGGAAAAUUAUGUUCAGAUGGAUCAUGCAAAAUCAUUUGGAUAAAUCUCUCUCUCUCUCUCUCUCUCUCUCUCUCUUACACACACACACAAACACGGUACCUUCACGACAUCAGUCAUUGACUCAGCAUUACUUUCCAAACACCAGUAAACUUCGGGAGAGUGCUUAGCAAAGCAAGAGGAAAGCCAGGGGAGGGGAUCCACAUCCACUACCGUAUGAGAAUACCAUUCCAUUCCAUGAACACUGAAUAUCCUCGGUGUUUUUACUCGAAAAAUGACGAAAGACAAUGCAAAGUUUCGACGCACAUUUCUGAAAUCGUCGAAUUUUCUUUGAGAUAUAUAUACGCUGCUUCAUUUCUGUUUGUUCUAUUUUUUAAGGAUCUUACAACAUGAAAAAAGAUCGGUCCUCUGAAAAACAAAAACUGGAGACAAUUACUCCCAUUAUAUUUGAGCGGAUGAAUAAUUGGUUGUGGUAAUAAUAUUUGCAUAUUAUAUGUAUGUAUGUAGGUUUGAAUGCUGCACACACAAUCAUAUAUAUUUUAUUAUUUAUAUACACAUAUAUUAAUAUAUACAUACAUACAUACACACACACAUAUAUAUAUUAUACGUGUGUGAUAGCGCGCGUUUGCAAGUGUGCAUGAGUUUCUAGGCGCUGAUAUAUCCAUAAUAUACGCAAGCACCUCCUUGUCCAAUUAUUGGCAAAUAUAUUUAGCAUACGGCCUUGUGCGCAGUAAUAAUAAUUGGUUCGAAUAUGUUAAGUGUUACACUAUAACACUAGAAAUUAACUUGUUUCUUUGGCAUCCUCUCUUCUAGCAUCCUAUAUUUUAAAAAAAUAUAUUUUCACUAUUAAGGUUGUUGUUGACUUAAAUUUAUUAUUAUUAUUAUUAUUAUUAUUAUUAUUAUUAUUAUUAUUAUUAUUAUUAUUAUUAUUAUUAUUAUAAUGUAAAUUCUUAUUCUCCUAUAAUAUAUUAUGAAUACGAGUUCUGUUAUCACAUGAUAUCACAAUGUAUCAUGGCCAUAGUGAUUAUUCAUAGACGAUAUAUAUAUAUAUAUAUAUAUAUAUAUAUAUAUAUAUAUAUAUAUAUAUAUAGAUAUAUAUAUAUAUAUAUAUAUAUAUAUAUACGAAUUGUGAUUUUAUUUAAUAAUGUACUGUAUUACCUCGGCCAAGCUUUUUCUAUGGAGGUCGUGUUAAUAUGGGUGUUGAAUAUUGUUUCUUAUAUAAAAUUCCGUGUUUCGAUGCUGCUUUUAUCCUGUUACUAUUCCUUUUUCCGUGGAACUUUACCCAAGCUGUGCACAUCAUUGCGACUGUGAUGGUGCACGUAACAAAAGACCCAGAUUAGGCUAUGGUAGCCUCCUCUGAUUAAUUUCUUGUUUUUUUUUUAUUUGUAUGAUUUCUUUCACGAGAACCACUACUGUCAUAAUGGAGUGCUCAGCUCAAGUAAAGAAUGACCCCUUUUCUACUAAUUUUCGUAAACAAAUCAUUAAUGUGUAUUUGAAUGUUAAUGUCAGUAAAAAACCAUAGAUUAAUUUCCUCGUCUUAUCAGUGAUGGGGAUAAUAAAGUUAUCAAAGAAAAAUAAA